CACAAUUUACCAGCUGUUUGCCACAGACUUAGCAGUAGUGCGAGAGGGGAUUCACGCUGUAGAGGGCAGUGUGAAGGUGGUGGAGGAGACAACACAAGACCUCACAGCACGUAACACCACAUUGGAGGCCACAACGGGCGAGAUUCAUAGAGCCCACAAACAACUCGAACAACGCUUAGAUGACAGGAAGAUAGGCACAGACACCGGAAUGUACAAAUCAGGAGUAUUCCAGAGAGCAUAA
Pelobates cultripes (western spadefoot toad) is the source of this 241-nucleotide messenger RNA. The record is from the annotation of a GenBank genome assembly. NCBI's taxonomy places the organism in Eukaryota, Metazoa, Chordata, Amphibia, Anura, Pelobatidae.